GAACUGUUGAUAAAGAAGGCAAUCUCAUGAUGCAUGAUUUGAUUCAAGGCAUGGGCAGAGAAAUCGUGCGUGCAGAAUCGCCUGACAAUCCUGGAGAACGUAGUAGAUUGUGGCAUAAUGAAGAUAUAACAGACGUAUUGACGAAGCAAUCUGGAACGGAAGACGUUGAAGGACUCGCUUUAGAUAUGCAAGAGUCUGACGAGUGUAGCUUCAGUUCAGAAUUAUUUAGAAACAUGCAGAGUCUGAGAUUGCUCAAACUCAAUAACAUAAAGCUCACUGGAAGUUACGACAAUCUUUCCAAAGAGUUAAGAUGGUUGUGUUGGCAUGGAUUUCCUCUGGAGGUCAUACCAAAAGAUUUUGAUCAACCAAACCUAGUUGCUAUUGACCUGAGCUAUAGCAAACUCAUACGAGUUUGGGAGGAUUCCGAUUUGUUGCUCGAGAAGUUGAAGCUUCUUAAUCUCAGUCAUUCCCCUAACCUGGCACAAACACCAGACUUCUCAAGACUCCCAAAUCUCGAGGAAGUGAUAUUGAAUGAUUGUGAGAGUUUGUCCGAGGUUCACUCAUCCAUUGGGAAUCUUGAAAGACUUACUUUGGUUAAUCUUGACGGCUGCAAAAAUCUCAAGGAUCUCCCAUUGAAUUUCUUUAAUUCCAAGUCUAUUGAAACUCUUCUUCUUAACGGCUGUUCAAGAUUUGAAAACUUGGCUGAAGGCUUGGGAAAGAGUUACCAGAAGACAGCAGAUGGCACACCCAUAAGACAAAUACUAAGGCUGAGUUUUUCAUCUCAAUAUGUUUUGAAAGAGUCACCAUCAACUAGUCUUUUGCCCCCUUCUUUACAUGGCAUAAACUAUUUACGGAAAUUAGAUCUCGGAUGCUGCACUUUGACUGAUGACAAAAUCCCGAAAGAUCUUGGGAGUCUAAUUUCUUUAGAAGACUUAGAUCUUCGAAAAAAUAGUUUUUGUAGCUUACCAAGCCUCAGUGGUCUUUCUAAGCUUGAAACAUUGUGUUUAGAUGAUUGCACAAACCUACAUGCAAUCCCAAAUUUACCAACAAAUUUGAAAGUGUUGCGAGCGGGUUUGUGCACUGCACUAGAAACAAUGCCAGAUUUUUCAGAAUUGUUGAGUAUGAGAGAGCUGUAUCUAAGUCAUUCAUGCAAACUCACAGACAUUCCGGGCUUGGAUAAGUCAUUAAACUCGACAAGAAUUCAUAUGGAAGGGUGCAUCAAUCUCACUGCUGAUUUUAGGAACAACAUCCUACAGGGAUGGACUUCUUGCGGAUAUGGUGGCAUUUUUUUCAAUGGAAAUUAUCUUCCUGACUGGUUUGAUUUUGUCAAGGGUGAUCUGGUCAGCUUUCACGUACCUCCAAUUGUUGGUCGCAGUUUUAGCGGGUUGACUUUGUGCUGCAUAUACUCUUCAAAGGAACAACGUGAAGGUCCUCUCGGCAUUAUCAUUAGCAAUAAAACCAAGUGUACUGCUGUGCUCGCCCGGAUAACAUAUGCCUCAGUACCAACUUCCUGUACGCUUGAUGACCAUUAUCUUUGGCAGGGACAUAUAUCGAAUUAUGUGCUCAGUUUGCAAGGGGGGGACAAGGUUGAUAUAUUUGUAAAGCCUGUUGAACCUGCAGAUGCUUCUGUGAGUGUGAAGGAAAUAGGGGUUAAUCUAGUAUGGGACAACUUUAUGAAGGAAAAUAUGCAUGAUUCAGACUUGCUUCUAUAUGAUUUUGGCCAACAUCCGGAUUGGUUAUUGGGUGCUCAUGGGUAUGAAGGAAUCAGUAGAGAACUGAAGAGCAAUUAUUUGGACGUAGCCAGACACCCAGUUGGAAUAGAUUCUCGUGUGCAAGAAAUCAGUAAUUAUUUAGAUGUUGUAGGAUCAAAUGAUGUCCGUGUCAUUGGAAUCUGGGGCAUGGGCGGACUGGGUAAAACAACGGUUGCAAAAGCCGUUUUCAACAAACAUCAUGGUAGUUUUGAUGGUGCAAGCUUUCUUCCAAAUGUGAGAAAAGAGAAGAAACUGGUUCAUUCACAGAACAAACUACUUUCUGAUAUCUUGGGAUCGGGAAACAUGAAGGUUAGUAGCGACGAUGAAGGGACCAAGGAGAUUAAAAGAAGACUUGGCAACAAAAGAGUGCUUGUCAUAGUAGAUGAUGUAGACAGCCAUGUACAGUUAAAUGCAUUGGGUAUAAGUGGUAACUCAUUUGGUCGAGGAAGUAGAAUUAUCAUAACAACAAGAGAUCAACAUUUGCUAAGGAUGUUUAAUGUGGAUGCGAUAUGUCCUGUGCAAGGACUGAAUGACGAAGAAGCUCUUGAGCUGCUUAGUUGGUAUGCCUUUGGUAAGAGUUAUCCUAAUGAAGAGUAUGUUGAGCUCUCAAGAAAAGCUCUUGGCGACUGUGGAGGAGUAGCACUAGCACUACAAGUCUUAGGUUCUUAUCUGUGUACAAGAAGUAAAAAUGAAUGGGAAACUGAACUGGAUAAAUGGAAAAGACAUCGUCCUAGGGAGAUUCAUAGAAGACUUAAAAUAAGCUAUGAUGGGCUAAAUGAUCGCCUGAAGGAUGUAUUCCUGGAUAUAGGCUGUUUCUUUAUUGGAAUGAACGAGAACUAUGUCGAGACAAUAUUGGAUGACCGUGGCUUAUAUCCAGUGGGAGGAAUUCGAGAACUCCAAGAUAAAUGCCUUGUAACUGUUGAUACAAAGGGCGAUCUGAUGAUGCAUAACUUGAUUCGAGACAUGGCCAGAGAAAUCGUAUAUGCACAAUCCCCUGACCAUCCUGGAAAACGUAGUAGAUUGUGGCACCAUGCGGAUGUAAAGGACGUUUUGGGGGAAAAAUCUGGAACGGAAGACGUUGAAGGACUCGCUUUAGAUAUGCAAGAGUCUGAUGAGUGUAGCUUCAGUACAGAAGCAUUUAGAAAGAUGCAGAGUCUGAGAUUGCUCAAACUCAAUAACAUAAAGCUCACUGGAAGUUACCAAAAUCUUUCCAAAGAGUUAAGAUGGUUGUGUUGGCAUGGAUUUCCUCUGGAGGUCAUACCUGAAGAUUUCGAUCAGCCAAACCUAGUUGCUGUUGACCUGAGCUAUAGCAAACUCAUACGAGUUUGGGAGGAUACUGACGUGCUGCUCAAGAAUCUGAAAAUCAUCAAUCUCAGUCAUUCCCAUUACCUAACAGAAUCACCAGAUCUUUCCAAAGUCCCAAAUCUUGAAAAACUGAUAUUGGUAAAGUGUGUAAGAUUGUCUAAGAUUCACCCAUCCAUUGGGCAUCUUGAAAGACUUUCGUUGGUAAAUCUUGAAGACUGCGAAACGCUUCAGUAUUUUCCAGGGGAUUUCUGUAAGUCAAAAUCAGUUGAGACUCUUAUUCUUAAAGGCUGUACAGGAUUAACAGAACUGAAGGACAAGGGGGAGAUGGUAUCAUCGACAACACUGCAAGCAAGCCAUACAAUGACAAGGAAAUUACCAUCCUUGAUAGCAGGAUUGAAGAACCUGGGAGCAAAACUGAAGGACAAGUGGAAGAUGGUAUCAUCGCAAAGACUUCAAGUAAGCCAUACAAUGACAACACUUCAAGCAAGCCAUACAAUGACAAGGGAAUUACCAUCUUCAAUAGUAGGAUUGAAGAACCUGAUAUCUUUGCCCCCUUCGUUGCACUGCUUAAACUCUCUGACAUAUUUAGGUCUUGGAAACUGCGGUUUAAUUGAUGAUGCAAUCCCUAAGGAUCUUGGGAGUCUAUUUUCUUUAGAAAUAUUGGACCUUGCUGGCAAUUUGUUUUAUAGCCUACCGAGCCUCAGUCAACUCUCCAAGCUUAAAAUGUUAGAUUUGAGUUGUUGCAUAGAUCUUCAUGAAAUCCCAGAUUUACCAACAAAUUUGGAAAUCUUGAGAGCGAAUGAGUGCAUUGCACUUGAAAAAAUGCCAACUUUUUCGGAAAUGUCGAGUAUGGUAGAACUGCAUCUAAAUCGCUCUCCCGAACUCGUUGAGAUUCUAGGCUUGCAUAAGUGGUUAAACACUAUGAGAAGGAUUCAUAUGGAAGGCUGCACCAAUCUCACUGCUGCUUUUAGGAAGAACAUCAUACAGGGAUGGACUUCUUGCGGAGAUGGUGGCAUUUUUCUCAAUGGAGUUUAUGAUAUUCCAGAGUGGUUCCAGUUUGUUGGUAUUCAUGAGUCCAAUGAUGUUCAUUUUAAAGUGCCUCAAAUUAUUGAUCGUAAUGUUAGAGGAUUGACUCUGUGCUGUGUUUUCAAGAGAGAUUGUCCUGGAUUUACUGUUACAAAUAUUACCAAGGGUAAGGCUUUGCAGAUCCCGGGAGAAUCUACACCCAGUUUCGCUAAGAGUGUACUCCGUUUGCAAAGUGUAUUAUCAAAUGAUGUACUCCAUUUGCAAAGUGGGGACGAAGUCUCGAUUUCUGAAGUUACAGAUGAUCAUGGGAGAGGGAGAGGGAGAGUGAUGAAAACAGGAGUUAAUCUAGUCUGGCAUGAUGGUGAUGGCGGUGAUUGUGAUGGUGAUGGUGAUGGCAUUCACGAGAUUGGUGCCGUACCAAGCGAUGGUGAUGGCAUUCACGAGAUUGGUGCCGUACCAAGCGAUGGUGAUGGCGGUGACGCAUGCUCUAUCAUUCACGAGAUUGUUGCCGUACCAAGCGAUGGUGAGUACCAAUCUAAAAGGCCAUCGAGGCGAGGCGUUUCAUGGAGAGCAUGCUUAGGUGGAAGCCUUGGAGACUAUGUCAUAUAGUCUUAGAAAGUUGUAAUUAUUUAUUUUAUAGUAAGCAUUUAUAGAGAACUUCAAGAGAAAUAAAGAUCGAGUCGCAAUCAAAGAGAAUUUAAAAAGAAAUAAAGACAGUUACAAUUA
This is a messenger RNA of Malus domestica (apple), 4808 nucleotides long. RefSeq names its product disease resistance-like protein DSC1. Gene Ontology annotation, biological process: signal transduction; defense response. Gene Ontology annotation, molecular function: ADP binding; protein binding. The record is from RefSeq and is a predicted model, not a curated record. NCBI's taxonomy places the organism in Eukaryota, Viridiplantae, Streptophyta, Magnoliopsida, Rosales, Rosaceae.